Molecule: messenger RNA, 1951 nt
Organism: Engraulis encrasicolus (European anchovy)
Lineage: Eukaryota; Metazoa; Chordata; Actinopteri; Clupeiformes; Engraulidae
Gene: rbmx2
Product: RNA binding motif protein X-linked 2
Exons: 6
Coding region: 116-1345 (409 amino acids)
Biological process (GO): mRNA splicing, via spliceosome
Cellular component (GO): catalytic step 2 spliceosome; U2 snRNP; precatalytic spliceosome
Molecular function (GO): RNA binding
Source: RefSeq, a predicted model, not a curated record
CCACAAUUCCAAAUCUAUCUUACACCGGAUGUGAUCACUUUUGACCCGGAUAGUAAAUGAUAGUAACGCCGUUGUUUCGUUCGGAGUGAUUCAUGUCUUGGAUAAAGUUUUCAGGAUGAACCCGCUGACCAAAGUGAAGUUGAUAAAUGAAUUGAACGAGAGGGAGGCGAGUCUCGGUGUGAAGGACUCUGUGUCAUGGCAUUCGGAAUAUAAAGACAGCGCGUGGGUAUUUAUAGGUGGCUUUCCCUAUGAGCUGUCAGAAGGUGACAUCAUCUGUGUAUUCUCCCAGUAUGGGGAGAUUGUCAAUAUCAACCUUGUGCGCGACAAGAAGACGGGGAAGUCGAAGGGAUUCUGUUUCCUGUGUUACGAGGACCAGAGGAGUACUAUUUUAUCAGUCGACAACCUCAACGGCAUCAAGAUCAAAGGACGGACCAUCCGUGUGGACCACGUUGCCAACUACCGUCCCCCCAAAGACCACGAAGACAUCGAUGACAUCACAAAGACUCUGCGGGAGCGGGGGUGCGCUCCAAAGCCGCCGUCAUCCUCAUCGGAGUCGGAGGAAGAGGACGGCUAUGUCGUACCCAUGAAGAAGUCAAAGAAAGACAAGAAAGAGAAGAAGAAAAAGAAGAAAGAAAAGAAGGAGAAGAAGAAGGAGAAAAAGGAGGAGGCAGCAGCGGCGGCGAGUCAUGCAGCGGAGGACAGAAGAGCAGACCAGCGCCAGCAGCAUCAGUCGUCUCCAUCCCCAUCCCCACCUCCUGCACCCGUGAAGAGGGAGAAGGUGGACGAGGCCUACGACAAAUACGCCAAGAGGGGCCCGUCAGACACUCGCCUCCCCCGAGGAGAGAGGCUGGAGGCGGGCAGCACACAGCGGGACAGGGAGAGGGAGAGGCAGGAGGACGGACCCUCCAGGGCCUGGCACCUUAGCGAUCGAGACAGAGAGCAGGAGAGAGACCGGGACCGGGACAGGGAACCACGGAUCAAGGAGGAGGACAGGAGGAAAGACUGGAGCAGGGAUGGUAGGGCCACAUCACCCAGAGACAAAAACAGACCAAGGAUGGAGAGGGAGGACAACAAAGCAACACACCAAGACUCCCAUCCACGUGACAGCUGGGACAGACCCAAAGAGAGGGACAGGGAGAGGGAUAGAGAUCAGGACAGAUCUAGAGAGAGGGACAGAGAGAAGGAAAGGGACAAGGAGAGAGACCGUGAUCGAGAGAGAGAUAGAGAAAGGGACAGAGAGCGAGAUAGGGACAGGGACAGAGAGAGGGAGAGAGAUAGGGAAAGGGACCGAGACAGAGGGAGAGAUAAAGAGAGAGAUCGGGACAGAGAUCGUAAGUACAGGUGAUUGAGCCAGAGUCCUUGUCACUUAGCUCAGUUGAAGCUGUGCAGAUGGAAUGUUACUGUUGUCACCUGCCUUGUCUUUCCCCAAAUGAACUUUUGCGAUACUUCUGAUGCGACUUUUAACCUUUUUUUAGAGAAAGUGCGCUCAACUCCCAACUGUUUCCUACAAGGUCUUUGGGUGCGAGCAAACAGCAAAGUUCAUGUUUAGUAAAAAAAAGCAGCACUCCAGGAUGAAAUUCUUGUAGUUUAAUCUUAACGGGUUAGCAUGGCAGACAGAUAGACGUUUCGGCCUACGCCUUCUUCAGCGUCUUUACACAGGCCGAAACGCCUGUGUGCCUGCCAUGCUAACCCGUUACGAUUAAACUACAAGAAUUUCAUCCAGGAGUGCGGCUUUUUUUUACUAAACAUGACCUUUAACCUGUCAUCGAUGGUGGGAGGUCGUAUGGUUGCCAUGGCUGCGGAACAAUUCACAUUCUCUUGUUUUGUUUGUCUCUAGAAAUGUGUCGGGACGACUGGACCUUUUAUUAGAUCGGUCUUGUUUUUAUUUUACUAUUGCUUACAGCACUGUGUAAUAUUCUCCCUGAGGAAAUAAAAACACUGUAGAAAAGAA